CUUAGACGGAAGGGACGGCAGCGGCGGAAAUGCGCCGCACUGCACAGGCGCAGUCGCGUCCUCAGGCUCCAGGCCCAAAAACUCCGUUCCAGAGAUUCUGAUCUCCCAGAGACUGAGCAGUGUAACGACGCCCCCUAGCGACCAAAGGCCAAUGGGAGGGGACUUUGCUGGUUGCUAAGGCAACCUCUCUAGCGGCAAGAUGGCGGCGACCAGCGAGGGGAUCCGGAACUCCCGCAGGCAGCACUGGGACCAGCCAACGCGGCCGCCGCGGGACGGUUACGGUGUCUACGUGUACCCAAACUCCUACUUUCGAUAUGAAGGAGAAUGGAGAGGAGGGAAGAAACAUGGUCAUGGGAAGUUGCUGUUUAAAGAUGGAAGUUAUUACGAAGGGGACUUUGUGGAUGGAGAGAUCACUGGAGAAGGGUGCCGGCACUGGGCCUGCUCAGGGAACACCUAUUCUGGACAGUUCGUCUUGGGUGAGCCUCACGGGCACGGCGUCAUGAGGUACAAGACUGGUGGAUGUUACGAAGGGGAGCUCUCCCGUGGUGCAAGAGAAGGACAUGGAUUUCUGGUGGAUAAGGAUGGACAGGUGUACCAAGGCUCAUUCCAUGACAACAAAAGGCACGGCCACGGAGAGAUGCUCUUUAAGAACGGUGACAAGUACGAAGGUGACUGGGUUCGGGACCAGCGUCAGGGACACGGGGUGUUGUACUACGCUGACGGCUCCACCUACGAGGGACAGUGGCACAGUGAUGUGUUUAGUGGACUGGGCCGCAUGGCCCACUGCUCAGGAGCUGUCUACUAUGGACUGUGGAUCAACGGCCACCCAGCAGCCCAAGCCACAAAGAUCGUGAUUUUGGGGCCAGAGGUGAUGGAAGUAGACCAGGGAUCUCCCUUCACGUUGAAUGUUCAGCUGCAGCUGGACAGUGGGGAUGUUGCCAAGGGUGAGAGCGGCCGGGUUCUGAAGAUCUCAGCAGGAGUCAGAUAUGUGCAGCUCCCAGCCUACUCCAAGAUCAGCUUUUUCAAAGUGGAUGAAGAUAACCGAGUGGCGCCCACCCCAACCCCAUUUGGGUUCGAGUGCAUCACCUAUCCCUUGUCCAGCCCCACAUCUGGGAGGCAGGAGCCCAGAGCGACUGUCAGACGUGCUGCAGCUGACUCGCCGUGCCCCGAGGGAAGCCUGGAGCCAGCUCUGGAUUCCAGCACCUUCCAAGGCCAGAGAGACACCCCUUGCAGCCUGCCUGCCCAGGGACGUGAGCUCCAUUGUCCAGACUGUCAGCGAGUGGAACAAGGCUGUGCUGAGUUUGCAGACGUCCUCCUCGGGCCCCCUCCACCAGGGUACCAUCCCUUCCUCUUCCUGGACAGCUUCCACGAGAAAUCGGGCAGCAGGUCCAGUGGCAGGCUAUGCCACGGGAAGAUGACACCAACUGCACAGGAGCCAUCAGAAGGCAGCAGGCCUGACAGGAUGACCACAGUGGGGCUGAUGGCAGCAGCAUACCCAGGGGAGUAUGUGGUCAUGAUCCAUGACGUGACCACUCCUCCAUUCCUGGGCCGGACACUGCCCACCGCCUUCAAACACCUGCGGGUCUUAGCAAAGGAAGCCAGCCUGUGGACACAUUUCCCUGAAGAAGCUCCCAAAGCUUCAGGCUAGAAGGGGCUACCCAUGAUGCACCACGUAGCUGCCAGCAUGGUGGUGGCGUCUGCCCCCUCGGGAGGCUACCCUCAUUUUGGAUGGAAGGAAAGGUGGUCUCCACUUCCUAGAGUCCCUCCAUUACCCAAAUGACCUAAGCAGCCCGAGUGGGGGUUUUGGGGAGCCGCCCCGCACAGCCGCUGCUUGAAUAAAACACUCCACACAGACCACAGAGCAGCCUCCCACAUGGUACACGUGGCAGCAGCAGGAGCUGAGCCCGUGGCCUGCCACUGCCUGUGGCCCUUGCUCAGCACUGACCUGGGAAGGCGGGGAUAUGGAGCCUGGUGGAACACACAUGGGGGCUCACUUCAGCACCCCAAAGCCGAGGGGUGGUGGUCACCUGGGUGUUCUCAGAGGCCCCAAGUCUGGCCCACCCACGCUGUGCCCAGGCCCAGCCAAGGCCUAUGUUGGAAUUCUCUGCCAGGUUGGGGUUAGAGGGUGGCCUUGUGCCCGUCUCUCAGGGAGACCUGCAGCAGAAUGGGCCCUGCUGGCUCCUUGACCUCUGCCCAGCACUGCCUGCGCCCAGCAGUCCUGCCUGUGGGACGGGCUUCCACAGUGGUGAGAAAUCGAGACAGUAAGCAUGUGACCGGUUUUCUGGAAGCAGGCUUCAUGUCUGUGUGGGUGGGGGGAAGGGUGCUUAUAGGAGGCCUGUGGGCAUCAGCCUCCCAAGGGCUGAAAGAGACACUUCUGCCACUCUUUGCAUCCACUCACCCAGGGUUAGCCUGGAGACUCACCUCCUCUGACCCCACCAGCCACAAGAACAACCCUGGUUGGGCUUCGGUGUCUGCUGGCCUGUGUGCUGGACGUGGCGCCACCUCAGCCUGGCGCGGCCUCUCUCCGGCUCUCCUAGCAGCCACUCAGCACCCACUCCUCUGCCCUGGCAGCCCACCUCUCAGCUGACCACCCACUUCCUCUGCAUGGAGAAACGAACCCAUGGGAGAGGAGUCCAGAGCCCAGCCCCUGGCCAGCCUGGCUCCCAGGGGCAUGGCCUCUCAGCACCGGAGGGACACUGCUGUCUCACAGAGGAGAGUGUCGUCCACACACGUCCCAGUCACCACAGCCCUUGUCCCCCAUGUUCCUCCUCAACCCUUCUCCACUCCUCUGUCUACACUGACUUCCAUCCCUCGGGCUGUCUGAAGCCCCACCUCUCCAGACCGCCACAGGCCGCUGCUGAGCACAAGGGACAGCACAAUGACCUGCAGCCCCAAUUCCAGUCCACUCCCUGGGGCUUAACAACACAAUACCUGAAACUGGUGCUUUUUAGGAAUCAGAGUCUAUUCAUCUCACUGUUUUAGAGGUCCGGGGUCAAGCGUGAGGGUCGUCUUUGCUGGUGGAUGGCAGGGUGAAGGUACCACACGUGAGACACGGCAAAGCAUGAGUGCACGUCUCCUUAAAAAGUCACACGUAUCAGUCAGAGGGCCCCUCUCAUGCCUGAUCACUUCCCACCUUUCCACAUCAUAAUCAAAUUAGGUCUCCACCCUCUCAGCACCAUGACAAUGGUUCAUCAGAUUUUUUUUUAACUUGCAAUGAGGCAUUUGAGCUUGCUGAAAAGAGAUAAAGAGGGAAAAAUGAGACAUCCCCCAGCAGGAGGAUGGCCACAUUGCAAUCCUUUCU
This is a messenger RNA of Tupaia belangeri chinensis (Chinese tree shrew), 3301 nucleotides long. It is a transcript of the gene MORN1, whose product is annotated as MORN repeat containing 1. NCBI's taxonomy places the organism in Eukaryota, Metazoa, Chordata, Mammalia, Scandentia, Tupaiidae. The record is from RefSeq and is a predicted model, not a curated record. The transcript is spliced from 14 exons. Bases 200 to 1648 code for a protein of 482 amino acids. Gene Ontology annotation, cellular component: cytosol.